UGCUCCGCGCGCCGUUAGCACAACGCAGCCUUAAUUUAUUUCCACUCGCAGGCCGACCGGGGUAUUUCUGUCACUGACUGCUCACCUUGCUUCCCUGUCACUUCCUGUCAACAUCUGAUGCCCGCACCGUCUGCCCGCCAGCGAGCGCGCGUUGCUGCACAGUCGUCGCUCUUCUCUCUGUCCUGCCCAACGCACCGCUCUCACGGACGAGCGCUCGUCCUCGACCCGCUCUCUCCGCCGCUGCUGCGCUCGCCCAGCCGCCCGUCCUCGCCCUCGGCCUCGUCUGGGCUGGCGUACGCGUCGCCGACCCCGUUUCGUUUCUCUCUCUAAUCGCCAAGGCACGCAAUCCGCCGACAGGGUGCCCCGGCGCGCGUCCUGUGCUGUGUCGUCGGCCCAUUCUUCGUUUUGCUCUGCCAUCUGGCUCGUCUGCGCUUUUGCUCUCUGAAAGCCCAGCACGGACGCUGCCCUCGACCUGGUCGCCUUUUCUUUUCCCAGCUUCCCUGCCCACCCCCGUUGAACAUCCCAUAACCCUCCAGGCCGGGAUUGUUGGCGCGACCCCCAAGACAGAACAGAGACUGUCGCCCGCGAUCACAAUAUAAUGUCGCCAGCUUCGCGACAUGAGGGGGCCAAGAGCCCUCCCAGCUAUAAGGAAGAGCCAGCUCCUGUGGCGGACGAAGACCUGGUGAGUAGGCCUCCCUGUCAAGCGUCCAUCAGAAAAAAAGUUCCCGAGACCUCCCCCGUCCCCAGCCUGCUUUGCACCGGAUUCUGCGUUGCUGCAUUGUUCGCAUUUGGCUUUCUUGCAACCUUUAACCUUCCGAUCCCACGCGAGCCGUUGAAGCGUCGCAACCGUCUCGCUCGUUUGCUUUUGCUUUCUUCUACUCUCUUUCCCUUCGACCCGUCAUCCAACUCCAAGGUCAAGGCUACCCGUUGCGCCUCCAUCCAACCCGCUCCGUUCGUUGAUUCAACCCUUCGACCACAGCUCCGACUCCAAAUCCUCCAUCAGACCAUCCGCGUCUGGCUGCUGUUGAUUUGUUUUUUGGGCCGCCAACCUCACCUGCAUCCGCGCUCGAAGGCUAGGAAAAAGAGAAGACCGUUGCGGCCUCAACACGCUCUUGCUUGCGCAUGCAUCUGCUCGCGCAGCUCUCUGCGCACAAAGCCGCCGCAUAACGGGCUAUCCUCGUUACCCCAGCUGAAGCGCGCACGCCUACAUGCAUCAUCCCCAUCACGGCUUACCACCGCCGCAACAUCUGCAGCACCCUAGAUCAGGUGUAAUUCAGCAUCAACCCGGUUCGCCCCAUCAGUCUCAGACGGGACAUCAAGGUCAUUAUCCCUCACCUCACAUCCCCAGCCACAGCCUGCCCCCGCAGCAUCAAUCGCCGUACGUUCAGGCGCUUCCAGGUCAACCAGGGCAGAACCAACCUGAGGUCCCGUACUACACGCAUCCAAGCCCCUACAGCUCUAACAGCGCUGCUUCUGGGAACUACUCUUCUUCUGAGCAGAUUGAUCCGAUGGCUACUGCUGCCAUGAAUAGGUACCCGCUUCCCAACGUGGGAAGCUACCACACCCCACAAUCAGCAUCCCCAGCUUCGGUUCAGUCCCCACAGCACGAUCCUUCGGGAAGGCCGCUCUAUUCGCAUCCCCAGCAGAUGUACCCGCCGUACCAGCAGUAUGCCGUUCAGCAGCCAUCUCCGUAUGCCCAUCCAGGUGCUCCUCAGCCAGGGCCGAUGAACACCGGAUUCAUGUCCCAGCCAGGCCCUGGAUCUGCACUUCAGCACACGUCGCACCCCGUGACUUCAGCUAUGACCGGCAGCCCGGGCAACAAGAUGCCGCAGAGCCAGAUGCAGAGACCCGGCCCCGGUAUGAGCCCGGCGUCAGCGCCUCAGGGAGGACCGCCGCCCGGCAUGCACCAAGGACCCAGCGGAGGGUCGAGUGGGAUCAAUCCUAACGCCGCGCCUGGUCCCAUCCCGGCGACGACGCCGCUGGUUGUUCGUCAAGAUCAGAACGGGGUGCAAUGGAUCGCUUUCGAGUACUCGAGAGAUCGCGUGAAGAUGGAGUACACGAUCCGGUGCGACGUGGAGUCGGUAAACACAGAUACUCUGCCACAAGAAUUCAAGACUGAGAACUGUGUUUACCCUCGGGCAUGCUGUCCCAAAGACCAGUACAAGGGCAACAGACUGCACUACGAGACGGAAUGCAACACGGUUGGUUGGGCGCUGGCGCACCUUAAUCCGUGCUUGAGAGGCAAGCGCGGUCUCAUACAGAGGGCGGUGGAUAGUUGGCGAAACAGCAACUCGGAUCCGCGCCUGAGGAGCAGACGCGUUCGAAGAAUGGCAAAGAUCAACAGUAGGAAGUCAAUGUCGACAGCUCCUGGUGCACACAUGGCCGGGCCGGCAGGCCCUGGGCCAGCAGGGAUGCCACCCUCAGGCUUAGCAGCUCCAGGGCCAAGGCAACCUGCUAUGGGCAUGGGUGGGCAGCACAUCAUCCAUCACCAUGAUCAGGCUGGAGGACCCCACGGAGGGGCUGACGACGUUAGCGCGUCCAAUGAUUACAAUGACGGCUCAGUUACGCAUCAUCAUCACGCCCCAACCGGCGCCAGCAACGCGCCCACAGAAGUACGACAGGCGAACAACUUCUACCCUACAUAUCCAAGCAGCCAGUCAAUGGUGAAUGCAGGCCUGCCAGCUCCAGGCGACGGGAUGGAGCACCUAGCCCAUGCACCUGUCCAUGCCGCGACCACAAGCGCCACUACGAAGGACGACGAAGAAGUAGACACAGUCGCGCUCUUUGGCGAUUUACCGGAGGCAAAGCGACGCAAGUUCAUUCUCGUAGACGAUGCUCAGCGCGGCACCCGCGUGCGAGUGCGCGUUAUGCUUGACCAGGUCCGCAUGCACGAGAUGCCGGACUCUUACCGCAAAAAUAACUCGGUGUACCCGCGCUCCUGGUACCCGACUGAGAUGCAAUCCCCUCCUCCGUCUCCUAGGCGAGGCCGCUGGCCGGACGAUGUGGAUGCGGACCAGGAGGGAACGCCGGCAGCGCGCACACUAGUCCAUGUGCCGCUUUUGGACGGAUCCGAUGCGAAGCUUCCCGUGCCGCGGAUGAGCAAGGCGAAACGCAACAAGGAAGUCACGCUCAACGACCUUGGCUAUCGAAUGAGCUGGAGUCAGAGUCGCGUCUUCUCCGGUCGGACACUGUUCCUGCAGCGCUCCUUGGACGCUUAUCGAAACAAAAUGCGAAGCACCAUGGUAGCCGCCGGCCAAGACGUGACCACAAUUGCGCCGCACUUUGAAACGAGAGUAGGGAAGCGAAAAUGGAUCGAGAGGAGCAAGAGGGCAAAGCGAGAGGCCUCUCCUUAAAGAGAACAAAUUGGCUCACGCAAUAACGGCCCCCUACCCCUCGAGCGUUCGGUUAAAAGCGUUGGAGCCCAUGGUACAUCAUCAGCGCCGUUUUUUCCUCUCUUGAUUCACAUCCCUGCAAAACGCCCGGCUCGCAUGGGUCAUCUAACCUCUUCCCCACCUCCACUAAACCUCAUUCAGAAACACUCUGGUUUGACUCCCUGGAUCUAAUCCAUGUUGACAGCCCGGGGCGUGAGGCCCUUGUGGUAUCUUCCCCCGCUUAACAUGUCUUUCUAUCAUCUCUUUCACCUCCGGCCAACCACGCCCAGUGCGCCGAGUCUUCUCCCCCCCCCCCCC
This is a messenger RNA of Verruconis gallopava, 3689 nucleotides long. RefSeq lists its product as uncharacterized. The transcript is spliced from 5 exons. The coding region runs from base 1209 to 3353 and encodes 714 amino acids. The record is from RefSeq and is a predicted model, not a curated record. Lineage: Eukaryota; Fungi; Ascomycota; Dothideomycetes; Venturiales; Sympoventuriaceae.